This is a messenger RNA of Penicillium cinerascens, 666 nucleotides long. Its product is annotated as class I SAM-dependent methyltransferase. The transcript is spliced from 2 exons. The record is from RefSeq and is a predicted model, not a curated record. The coding region runs from base 1 to 666 and encodes 221 amino acids. Lineage: Eukaryota; Fungi; Ascomycota; Eurotiomycetes; Eurotiales; Aspergillaceae.
AUGGCAAGCACCGGUCAAAUGAACAAUUACAAGCAGGGAUAUUCCAGCCAGACUGUCGCAACCCAGCAAACUCGCACAGCUGAGUCGGAGGCUGCUUUUCUACUCCCAUACAUCAAGAAGACAGACUAUAUUCUCGAUGUCGGCUGCGGGCCUGGUACCAUUACCCUAGGCUUUGUCAAAUACGCUAGUGAAGGGAAAACGGUCGGUAUCGAUAUUUCGGCGAAUGUCUUAGGCAGAGCUAAGACAGCGGCCAACGAGGCCAGGAUUCCUAAAGAAGAACCAGGCUCCAUUGGCUUCGAAGAAGGCAAUAUCCUAGAAGGGCUCGCCUACCCUGACAAUACGUUCGACGUCGUAUUCUGCGCUCAUACCUUCGGGUAUAUGCCACCACCGGACAUGCCACUUAAGGCACUUACCGAGAUGCGACGAUUAUUGAAGCCCGGAGGAAUCCUGGCCACGCGCGAUACCAUCGAACAGCACUUUUACCCGCGGAGUAUGGACCUCGACCGUCUCUGGGUGGGGAAUUUCCGCCGAGCGGUACUUAAAGGGGAUCCUGAAGCAGACCUUUCGCCGCCUGUUAUGCCCGCUCUGUUCCGUCGGGCGGGUUUUGAUGCUGACGGGGCCCGGCGACCCCUUACACCGGAGCUGGCUGGAGGCUGGCAUCACUGA